AUGCCAUCACCUCAUCCUGAUAACGAUCUGAUUGAUGAGAAUGAUCUUGUGGCCGAAGAUGUUUCUUGUGAAAGUGAAGGGGUUACUAACCUUUCUGAUAACAAUGCAGAUGCAAACAAAACUUCCAUUCAGGAUAACUGUAAUGGGCAUCUGCCUAAACCUAAGACCCACAACCAUGACAAUGUAGCGGUUGAAUGUUUUGAUUUACAAUCUGCCUUUUGUGAUGAACAAGUUGUGUGUGAACCUCCUGUGUUUGUUCCAGAGUUGAAACAAAACAGAUUCGGAAAAUUCCUCACGGAGGAAAUUCCAGAAUUUGUUCCAUCUCACACAGGUAUGUCUGAGUCAGAGAAAAAGCUAAAUGAAGAAAGCAGUAGUGAAGACUCAAGCACCACAACUUCAGAAGGAGGCGAAAGAAGCUUAAGUGAUGAUUACGAUUCAGAUUUGCAGUCAUACCAAGAAUGGGCAAGCUCAAAUGAAUCAGAAACUUCAGUAACAGAUGCUGGUAAAAAGGUUGAAAACCUUGAAUCAACGAGUGUUCAAGAACCAACAACCCCAAACAACUCUGCAAGUCUAGUAAAUCAAGAUCCAUUGGCAAAAGACUUCCAUAUUGAUAAUUGCACGAGUUCAGAUGACGAAUCAAAUACAAAUGAAAGUCUUGCGGAGUCAAAGAUCAAAAGAUCAUAUGAAGUUGUCGAACCUCACAUUUGUAAACAUGCUGAGUCAAGCUCAAAGCAAUCCCCGCCCCUAGUUGCAUCACACGGAACUUCAAAGUCUCAAAAGCCAUUCAAGGCUUGUUUUAGGUGUGGAAAAGAAGGUCAUGUGCUCAAACAAUGCCCAGAACGACACGAUCCAGACAGUAAAGACAACCAAUAUUGCUUCUUUGGAUCAAAAGGUAAAAAUCACACAUCUUUGAAAGAUCGGAUGAAAAACUUUCAAUCCAGAUCUCCACAUGUGAAGCCGGUUUCACAUGAUUCAAAGAUGAAAAGGACCAAAACAUCAAAACCUCAAUCUUUUCCUCCGGGUCUUAAACAAAAGAUUGUUUCAAACUUUAAAUCUUUUACAAACAAAAUUUUUAAACCAACACAAGUUUGGCGAGUCAAACAAGUGGUUGUAAAAGAAAUCAAUGAGGGAAAAGAUUUGGCAUAUCGGGAGGUUUAUUAUUUUGAUGAAAGGGGACAACCCAAGACUACGAUGGCUUGGGUUCCACUCUCUAACUGA
Messenger RNA from Helianthus annuus (common sunflower), 1218 nucleotides. RefSeq lists its product as uncharacterized. The transcript is spliced from 2 exons. Gene Ontology annotation, molecular function: nucleic acid binding; zinc ion binding. Lineage: Eukaryota; Viridiplantae; Streptophyta; Magnoliopsida; Asterales; Asteraceae. The record is from RefSeq and is a predicted model, not a curated record. Bases 1 to 1218 code for a protein of 405 amino acids.